UGCCGCCUCGCCUCGGUCAUCUUCCUUUCACCCCCGAUAACGACCGGACGUAACGCGGAUCUCUUCAACGAGCUACGGGAGUUCCUAAGAAGCCCCCCUCCAUGCUGUCCCCGGGAGACCCGCCGGUGUUAACUCGACUUUCCCCGACCACCGCGCUGGAUUCUUGGAAACCAUGAAAACGUGGUCGCGGGAGCCCGUCCUCGGCGUGUUCCUGUUAGUUUUCACGCUUACUCCAUCGUGGUGGCCCCUCGGGGCUGGGACUCCUAUAAACAGCAACACGGAUGCAGGGACGACCGCCAUUUACUUUUCUUUGAGAAGUACCGGUGAAGUGAACAACACGGAGUACGAGUCGACUUCCACUUCAUCUCCCCCAAGUGAGAGUUCACCCCCAUCCCUGCUGCUCGCGCACUUUGCGGACACUGAGCAAACACAAACCACAAGAGAAAUAAGUGCAAAAUCGCUGGAGACUGUUCAUGGAUCCACUGAGUCAUUCACGUCCUCCCUGGUCGGCACCUCUUCUGAGACCGGCAGUAGCAGCAAAAGCUGGAGUGAUGCUUCACAAACCAAAAACCUGCCUAGUGUCCCGGCCGGUGUGUCCAACAAAGAACUGUUUUCCCGUAUGUCGACACAGGACUCCUCUAAUCUCCAUCUUGGAGAAGUCAUCCCCUUCAGGUCGCAGACUCAAACCCUCACAGACAGCAUCUUCACCUCAACCACCAUCAGCCGGGCUGGAGAGAGGACCCUGCUAUCUGUCACCUCUUCUUCCUCUAAGAACAGUUCCUCCUCCUCAGUCUUUACAGAGGGCUCAAACUCUCAUCAACCCUCCUCUACUUGGAGCAUUCCAUCUCCAGGUGGAGCAAAGACUGAAGACUACACUCACAGUGUACAGUCCACUGAAGAAACAGAAGCCCUUUUGCGCACUCAGUCGUCAUUUCCCGAAGCAUCCCAAGGAACCCAAACCCUUGCCGGACAUCUGAAUGCCACUGGACAUCAACACAUGCUAACAUCAGAGGCAACUUCACUCUCGACGCCCAGCAUGUCCAGCACCGAAAAAUCAAAUGACUACUUCUACUCCACAUAUCCAGCGGUAUCGCCCGUGAAGAAUCCCACUUUCGUACCCAACCAGGAGUCCACAGUGGAACCUUUCACUGAAUCUUCUAGGGUGACCAUAAGCUAUAGCUCUCAGAACACUGGCUUGAGCACAGAGAUUUUAUCUAGAAGCGAGGAGGAACACUUUACUUUCACCACAGCUCCCCCACUGAUUAGUGGUACGACAAAUCAGUAUGACACCCACAUGAAAUCAACUGACGACUUCAUCACUACAACAUCAGUCGCUGUAACUGACAGAUCUGAAAUAACAGUAGCGGAUAAAAGUACAUCAAUUAGGUCCACCAGCAGCUCUCUACUCCUCGCCACUUCGUCUUCCAAGCUGAGUAGUACAUCGCUCCACUCUACUCCAGAGUCACCCACCCAAGCCAUCAUCCCUUCCACAACGUCUAUAACCAGCACCCCCACACUGGCUCGACAUAGCACUGCAGCCCCAACUACUCCUUUCUCCAACACUGACCGAAGCCUGUCGUCAUCAGCCGGGAUUGUGGAGACCACUGACGUCACCACCUCGAUUCUGGAAACGAGCACAGCCACCGUGGUCGUCACCACACCGACCCAAAGCCGACGCACUACUGUUCCUUACAUCCUCAGCGACCCGACAAGAAGCCCGGGGUCUCUCUACACCACUCAAAAACAAACAGACAGGGUGACCACAGAGGGAGUGACGACAACAACACCCACUCAUGUCCUAGCCACGAAGGCAACUCCAACAAAAGCAGACCCUUGCAUGUCAGACCCAUGCAUGAAUGGAGGGACGUGCAUGAGCUACAAACAUCAUCAGUUCUCAUGUGGGUGUCAGCAGGCCUGGACGGGCCCUACUUGUAAUCAGGAUAUGGAUGAGUGUGAAAAGGAUCCCUGUCCUGUUGGCUCCACAUGCAUAAACACAAGGGGUUCCUUCAGCUGUGAGUGUCCGCUGGGCUUCGACCUGGAGGACGGACGCACGUGCACUAAAACAAAAACCUUUUUAGGAACAUUCAGUGUGUCACAUCACCAAAGUCUCUUCAAGAAUGCCACAAUACAUGAGAUCCAGAGGGAGAUUAUUCAACUGCUAAAUGCCUCCUUGUCCUCCCUCAGAGGUUACAGUCGCUCCACCCUCAGUAAGAAAGAACAACAGGACGGCGUUUAUAUAUCGGCCGUCAACAUGUUCUCCAGCUCCUCUAACGUGACGAGUACGGAGGUCUCCAAUAGUGUCCAGAUGUAUUUAAAAAACUGCAGUUCUUCACACUCUCACUGCCACAUGGUGCUGCAACACAGACUCACUUAUCAUGUGGAGAGUCUCUGUUUGGCCCAGAGGAUUCAUUGCAACCCUGAGCGUUCCACCUGCACUGAUGACACCGGCAACGCUCAAUGUCAAUGUCUACCAGGUUAUUACAAACAUAACCUUGAUGACCUGUCCUGCUUAGAAUGUGGCGAUGGCUACAAGCUGGAAAAUGGCACCUGUGUCCCUUGCAUGUUUGGAUUUGGUGGAUUCAACUGCGGAAAUUUCUACAAGCUGAUCGCUGUAGUUGUAUCGCCUGCGGGGGGCGCUCUACUUCUCAUUCUCAUCAUAGCUCUCAUCGUCACAUGUUGCAAGAGAGAAAAGAAUGACCUCAAUAAGAUCAUCUUCAAGAGCGGUGACCUGCAAAUGUCUCCGUACACCGAUUUCCCUAAGAACAACCGCAUUUCCAUGGAAUGGGGCCGGGAGACCAUCGAAAUGCAAGAGAACGGAAGCACCAAAAACCUGCUGCAGAUGACUGACAUUUACUAUUCGCCCGCAUUGCGGAACUCUGACUUGGACAGAAAUGGCUUGUACCCAUUCACGGGUCUACCCGGAUCUCGCCACUCAUGCAUCUACCCCGCCCAAUGGAAUCCAUCUUUCACAAGUGACGAUUCACGACGCAGAGAUUACUUCUAACCUUCAGGUCAAACACAAAUGCAGUGUCAGAAACAACAGACGAGGAUCAAGCGCCGAUGUGUGACUUUGUAAUUCUAAAGUGUGCAAUUUUGCAAGUAAAAUGUGCCCUGAAAAAUCUUCUCGGCUCAUUUAAGCACCUUUGCAUGGGUUAAGGUCAUUUCCUCGUAAAUGCAAAAACAUUUUUUGGGGCGAUGGAUAUGAACAGGCAAUGUUGCCAUUUCAUUCACGUCUGCUGAUAAACAUGAUAAAACCACUAAAGUUCAGUUCAUAGAAACUGAACAUGACUGAUAUGAUAACCAUUUUUAUUUAUUCAGAUUGUCCAAUUGCAGGACAUGUUGCAUUAAUGUGGAAAUGUCAUUUAAAUACACUGAAAGACAAAACCUGUGGCUUUAAGUGUGCAUGUGUAAAAUGUGCGUGUGUGUGUAAGGAGUUCAUAUUUGUAUACUAGAAGUAUUUUAAGUGCCAAGGCAAUGUUGGAAUGCAAAGAUGUAUUAUAAUUUGUUUACAAUAUUUUUAUGGAACUUGUAUCCUCUAUUCUGGCGUUUUAGCCGGAUGUGUUUAUUUAAAUAAAGACAUAUUGCACAUAUAGCUGUCUCUGUUUGAUUAUUGUGAAGUUUAUAGGAUUACUAUGCUCGCAUACAGACAACUGUGAAUUGUUUUACUGGCUGGCAUCUUAAGGGUACUCAUUUAACUCUUUGGCUGCCAUUGAUGGCACAUUCGUCCCCCCCCCCCCCAGUCAAAAUGGAUUGGACGUCGAGUGCAGUGAAACAUGAGCAUUCAUUUCCAGUCCUCUAUAUUGAACUAAUUGGGCAUCUAUAGUUGUCAAUGGCAGGCAAUGAGUUAAAUACUGUACUAUGGCGAAAAAUGGUGGCCAUACACAGAGUGUAUUUGUUUUCCUUAAUGUUUAAUUUUAUUA
Corythoichthys intestinalis (scribbled pipefish) is the source of this 3920-nucleotide messenger RNA. Its product is annotated as protein HEG-like. Gene Ontology annotation, molecular function: calcium ion binding. The transcript is spliced from 14 exons. Gene Ontology annotation, biological process: heart development. The coding region runs from base 173 to 3004 and encodes 943 amino acids. The record is from RefSeq and is a predicted model, not a curated record. NCBI's taxonomy places the organism in Eukaryota, Metazoa, Chordata, Actinopteri, Syngnathiformes, Syngnathidae.